Humulus lupulus (European hop) is the source of this 876-nucleotide messenger RNA. RefSeq lists its product as uncharacterized. Bases 1 to 876 code for a protein of 291 amino acids. The record is from RefSeq and is a predicted model, not a curated record. NCBI's taxonomy places the organism in Eukaryota, Viridiplantae, Streptophyta, Magnoliopsida, Rosales, Cannabaceae. The transcript is spliced from 2 exons.
AUGGCGAAAUUAGAAGAAGAGCGGUCAGGGAGAAAGAUGGCUGAGGCGAACCGAGAUGUGCUGGUGGAGGCCAUCAAGAGGUUAGAAACAGAGUUGGCAGAGGCGAAAAAGAGGGUGUCCGCCGUGAAGGAGAAGCUGGUAAGCACUGUCGGGCUUGAAGUAGAGCGAGACAAACUGAAAGCUGACUUGGUGGAUAUGACCAAUAAGUGGAUGGAGAAAAGCCAAUUCUGCGUUCAGCAUGAAGCCCGCAUGGAGAAGCUUAGCAAUAUGAUGAGAGACCUUGAAGAAGAUAUUGUGUCAUUGCAGACUGAUAAGGAGACCUUAGAGAAGGAGAAAAAAGAGCUGGAGCAAAGGGCGAACAUUCUUGAGGCCAGCGCAGCGGAGGCCAAGAAGCAGAAGUUGGAGGCUGAUCUCCUCUUAGGGAAAAAGUUGAAAGAAGCAGAAGAGAGGGCAGCAGAGGCAGCUGUUGAAGCCACUAGGCAGCGUAUUCGAGAUCGAGAGAUCACCGAACGCAAGCUUGCGAGAGUGGCUGAGGUAGAUACCGCCAAGUAUCUGGAUUUGGCAUUACUUAAUAAGAAGCAGACCCCAGAGGAGAAAUGGGCAAAACUAGAGAUGUAUUGUAAGAACGUUGAUGUAAAGAUAGGAGAGUAUGACGUCGACAAGUAUUUGAACGAGCUUGGGGAUUUGCAGAUUUCUUAUCCGCCGUGUCAUCUGGAGAAGUUGAAGCUGAGGGGCGAUACACUGGGAUCGAUGUAUAAUGCCAACGGAGAAGCCGUUGAAGAUACUGUUGCCAACGUGGCUUCUGAUCAAAAAGCAUCAGGCUCUGCCUCUGUAGCUGAGGGCAAGUCAGAGGGUGAAAGAGGUGCCGUAGAAUGA